Messenger RNA from Suillus subaureus, 306 nucleotides. RefSeq lists its product as uncharacterized. The transcript has a single exon. Lineage: Eukaryota; Fungi; Basidiomycota; Agaricomycetes; Boletales; Suillaceae. The annotation marks the transcript as partial. The record is from RefSeq and is a predicted model, not a curated record.
CAGUUGGACAAAGUUUUGCACGAUAUCUCUGGUUUGCAAACAGUCAUGGAUGGUAUCCACACACUUCAGCAGCAACUCGUCGAGCAGAAGAACAAAAUCGUCGAAUCCAUUAAUUUGCACAAGAGGCUCGUAUCACCCCUCUGGCGCUCGCCAACUGAAGUCCUAUCCCAAAUCUUUUCUCACUGUCUCCCACAAAUUCCGAAACUCGAUAGGUUGCAGCUCCCAUCAAAGCUAACCGCACCUAUGCUGUUGACCAGAAUAUGUCGACAGUGGAGGGAGGUUGCUGUGGGCACGCCUAACUUGUGG